Molecule: messenger RNA, 3224 nt
Organism: Drosophila nasuta
Lineage: Eukaryota; Metazoa; Arthropoda; Insecta; Diptera; Drosophilidae
Gene: Gbeta13F
Product: guanine nucleotide-binding protein subunit beta-1
Exons: 3
Coding region: 1013-2035 (340 amino acids)
Biological process (GO): signal transduction
Molecular function (GO): protein binding
Source: RefSeq, a predicted model, not a curated record
ACUAGGUGUUGGCUGCCAAUUGUAGAGUGCAAAUGAAAAGUUGUGUUAAGAUUGAUAUAUGUGGAAAAAGUUGUCUACGGACGAUAAGUUCACAAUAAAUAAAUACAAAUAUCUAAGUUUUGCAUACUGAUUUUAAGCUGAAUCUUUGGAACUAAGAAAUAAAGCUGUAAAGCAACUCAUACGCGACAGAGGUGCCCCACCAGUUUCGUUGCCAUUGACAGCGGUGGUGCAAAAAUUGCAAUUUUGGUGUACCAAAAAACCGAAUCGAGUAACCAAAAGGAAAAGGCAGCAGCAAGCAGCACUGGUGAAUUCAGGCGGACCAAACGAGCGAGCAGCCAACAUCAAUUUUAUCAUCAGUGUAAAAAUUAUAGUGCUGUAUAACUAACAAAAACACACAAAAAAAACAAAUUACUUAAACGGAGUAACCUUUUUGUUCAAGUUCAAACCAACAAACCAACAAAAACAACGGCUAUAGUCCAUCAACUAAAUAUUUUUCACUAGAAGACUCGAUUUUGUAAAAGGUGCAUACUAAAAAAAAAGAAAAAAGUACGAAGGCUUCUUUGAGACCCCCAGCAAAAUACCAUCGUAUUGUUAGAGUUUUAACUUGAAACAAAUGCGUAAAACGUAUAAAUCGUAAUAAAUUAUAAAUAAUUCAAUUGUCUGCAAAGAAAAAAAAACGAGUGUAUAUAAGCAAGUAAACUCCAAAGAUAAAACCCAACGAACAUUUUGGCUGUAAGAGAAAUACUGCAGAUCAGAUAAGUCAACAUCGCUAAUACGCUGUGAACGCUCCAGGAACAUAUAUAUUUAUAUAUAUUACGGUUAUUUGUAUGACGACGUGAAGCAAACGGAACACAAAAAAUCAACAGGAGACGCGCUGAGGAAAUCAAAAUAGUUAUAACAUUUUGAAAACACAGCAGCAGCAGCAGCGAAUAAAUCGAAUCGAAUCGAAUCGAGCAAAGCAAACCAAAGUUGCAACAAAGAGAUUUAAACGAACCUCAACCAGCAUAUAAAGAUGAAUGAACUCGACAGUCUACGACAAGAAGCCGAAUCUCUCAAGAAUGCCAUUCGCGACGCAAGAAAGGCGGCGUGCGACACAUCGCUGUUGCAAGCGGCCGCCUCGCUGGAACCAAUUGGCCGCAUACAGAUGCGCACACGCCGCACACUGCGCGGCCAUUUGGCCAAAAUCUAUGCCAUGCACUGGGGCAACGAUUCGAGGAAUCUGGUAUCCGCAUCACAGGAUGGCAAACUGAUUGUUUGGGACUCGCAUACCACAAACAAAGUGCACGCCAUCCCAUUGCGUUCGUCGUGGGUGAUGACCUGUGCAUACGCUCCAUCGGGCAGCUAUGUUGCCUGCGGUGGCCUCGACAACAUGUGUUCAAUCUACAACCUAAAGACACGCGAGGGCAAUGUGCGUGUGUCGCGCGAGCUACCCGGCCAUGGUGGCUAUCUGUCAUGCUGUCGUUUCAUCGACGACACUCAAAUUGUGACCAGCUCCGGUGAUAUGACGUGCGGCCUGUGGGACAUUGAGACGGGCCUGCAGCUGCAUUCAUAUCUGGGUCAUACGGGAGAUGUGAUGGCUCUAUCGCUGGCACCGGACUUUAAAACAUUUGUGUCGGGCGCCUGUGAUGCGUCCGCCAAGUUGUGGGAUAUUCGUGACGGUCAAUGCAAACAAACGUUUCCCGGCCACGAAUCGGACAUCAAUGCCGUUACCUUCUUUCCGAAUGGACAAGCCUUUGCGACUGGAUCGGAUGAUGCUACAUGUCGCCUGUUUGAUAUACGUGCUGAUCAAGAGCUGGCGAUGUAUUCGCACGACAACAUUAUUUGCGGCAUCACCUCGGUGGCGUUUUCAAAAAGCGGCCGUCUGUUAUUAGCUGGCUAUGAUGAUUUCAAUUGUAAUGUCUGGGAUACAAUGAAAGCGGAACGCUCUGGAAUUCUGGCUGGCCAUGAUAAUCGUGUAUCAUGUUUGGGCGUCACCGAGAAUGGCAUGGCAGUGGCAACAGGAUCGUGGGACUCAUUCUUGCGCGUGUGGAACUAAAUGUGGGCGGUGUCGAUGGCGGUGGUAAUGGUAGUGGGUGGUAGUGGGGUAUGAAGUAGGGUCAACGUGGCAUAGUGGCUGCAGGCAGUCAGCGUUCAGUUCAGCAGUAGUAGCAGCCAGCGACAAUAACAACAGAGCACAGCAGCAACACACAAAAGACAUCAUCUCUCAUAAUGUGUAGAUGAUGGUCAAAUGGUUCCUUGUAACUGUUGUUAAGCUAAACAAAAUAAACAAACAAACAAACAAAAGCACAAGCAGGCAGAAUAUGUUGUAAAGCGCUUGAUUGAUGAUUGAUAAUGAUAAUGGAGAUGGAGAUGAAGAUCAAGAAGGAAAUAGAGAUUGAGAUGGAGAUGGAUAUGCAGAUGCAGAUGUUGAAGGGGAAAUGUAAACGACGUUGACUGCAACAAAGACCACAGCAAAAACAAGAACUUUAUAUACAAAUUAUUUAUAUUGCUAUAUACUUAUUAUACUUAUACAACAACAACAACCAAAACACACAGACACAGCAACAAGCAACAUGCAAACAUGCAACAAAACAACUAGACAUACACAGACACACACACAUACAAGAAUAUUAUUAGUGUAAAUGAAAAUGAAAAUUCGAAGCAAAAACCUAUGAUGAUGAUACUGAUGAUGGAGCUGUCAUUGAUCAGAAGUCAGAUUGAGAAAGAGAGAUAACAGCUACAGUUUAAAGUACGUAAAGUUAGUUCAAAUCGUAUAUAGUCAUAUACAACAACAACAUUUAGUGUCGGCGACGUCUGCUGCGCUGCUGCUAUAUUGUCAAAUGAAAAUGAAAUGAAAUGAAAAUGAGUGUGCACCAUUGUUGAUUACUAUGAUAGCACCGUACAUUAUGGUAAUUAUACUGUACUGUAUUAUCCGUACAUAACUGUAUGAAUAACGACGGGGUGACGUGACGACGACGACGCUUCACUUUAAUUUGUCAGACAUCAAAACUUAAACAAAAAUUCUUAUAUGACUUCAUAUAUAUACACACAUAUACAUACACACGGCAGAAAGUUGUUCUUAAUGAAGUAAAGUCAAAUAAAUUUAAAGCAUUUACAACAACAACAAAAAAAAAAAUAAAAUUACAGAUAGAACAUAAAAAGGCAUGAAAAUAUUGCGUAAAUUAAAAAAUUUAAUGUAAUGAACAAAUUAAAACCAAAAACCAAAAAAAAAAAAAAAACAACAA